AGGACAGCUGAUUGUGACAGCCUUUGUGCCAGAAGAAGAGCCUUUUAUAGAAACACGUGUCCAGAAACGAUAGGGAUUCUCACUGUUCAAAGGAGGAAAUAUGUGCUCAUUUUCCGAGCCCUUCUGCUCCAAAGUUCAGGAGCGUGGAGUCCGUGGCACAGGGCAUUAUGUUUUAAUUUUACUGGAGGCACUGGAAAUGGUUAUCCGUAAGAAAAAUCGUAAGGAAUAGAUGCUGACAGUACAGAUUUGCUCAGAAGAAAGCGUGACAUGGGGAAAGCAUGUUUGCUGCCCACUGUGUGCCAGCAGAACGUCAUGUACGAGAGAGGAAAAAGAUACUGGAAGAAGCAGUUCGUGCUGCUUGAAGGCUCGGGAGCAGUUCUUUCACAGACUUUGCAAGGAUGUUCAUCGGGAAUAAUGGAGGCCUGCUGUACAACACCAGAAGGGCAGUGGUAGGGUCAAGGUAGCCGAGCAGUGCCAUCGUUCCUAUUGAAACAUGCAGUUUUGUUGGCACGAGAAUUGCAGCUGUGAUGUAGGAGUGCUUUUCAUAGUCACAACCCUCCAGGCCUUCAUGAGGAAGAUGGGAGCUGGGACAGCACGUGUUUAUGAUCAAAAUUUAAGAUGAGUCUUGACAUAUCUACUGAAAAACGGCACAGGUUGGACCUCAGAGCAGAACAAAGCCUACAGGCUGGAGCAUUCACAGGGAUGCAAGCGCAAUUAACACUUCUCUGGCUGAUGACAGUGUGAGUUUGAGACAGCAGCGAUCCUAAUUCAUGCCCGGAUCUUCACUGUGAGUACGCUGCGCCUUGCCGAGCAGCAGCAGCCUUCAGCCGAGGGAAGUGAUGGAAGCGGACCGCACAGCCCCGCACCGCCUGAACCACAGAACGCCUCCUGCAGGAGCCCCACGGCUCUCGCGCCGCCCCCUGCUGGUGGAAGGCGGUACUGCAUGCGCCGGAGCUGAUGUCCGUACGCGUGCGUAGCAGCGCCUGGAGGACUUAGUACCAUAGAGCUUGGCGGACUGUCGGUGCAGAGCGGUAACAGAAGGGAGAGGCUUCUUCCGCAUCUGGGAGCGCAUGUGUAUUGCUGCCUGGAAGAUUUAUCGCUAUAGACAGAUUUAUGGCAGAGCAAAAACCUGGAAGUAGUGAUUUUCCUUCCGUCUGGCAGCACUGCUUCUAAGUGCUCUUGGUCAGCAACGGGAAAAGAGAGUUAUGGUCAGUGCUCCCCAUCAGAAACGCUGCCCUGAGCAGCACUGGAGGAUCACAGAAUCAUAGAAUGGUUGGGGUCGGAAAGGACCCCCGAAGGCCGUCUGUUCCCACUGCCUGUAGUGCACAGAGACACCCACAGCUCCAGCAGUGCUCGCAGCCCCGUCCCUGGCCAUGGCUGUCUACAAGAAUGGAGCACCACCACCUCUCUGGGCAUCCUGUGCAGUGCCUCACCACUCUCACUGUAAACAACUUCCUUAUACCCAACCUAAAUCUCCCCUCUUUUAGUUUGAAACCAUCUCUCCUUGACCUAUCACACAGAUCUUGCUGACGAAUCUGUCCCUUCUUUCUUACAGCCCCUUUAGAUACUGAAGGGCCGCUCACAGCUCUCCCUGCAGCCUUCUCUCCAGGCUGCACAGCUUCAUAGCCCUUCUCUCAGCCUCUCCUGGUACAGGAGGUGUUCCAUCCCUUCGGUCAGUUUUGUGACCCUCGUCUGGACACACUCCAACAAGGUGCUAUGGACCUGUGCUUCCUCCCAAGGGCACAAGAAGGGAUGUGGUGCAGUAAUGCCCUACUGGGAGCCGCAGCAUCAGCUAGAAGGGCUUCUCCAGCUCCUCACACUUUGCUCCCUCUCUGUUGGUCACCCAGCUCAGCUCAGCAAGGUGGUUGGGAUGGGGAUGUGUGUACAGCCAGGCGCCGGGGCACUGGAGCAGAACGAAAGGCGCUUGAUCCCCACGUCCAGGCAAGGGGCGGUGCGGUGCAGCCCGGCCCCUCGGGGGACAGCCGGGCACUGCGGCAGCAUGCAGGGGCUGCUGCUGUGCGGGGGGUGGCUGCUGGCCGCUGGCUACGUGCUGGGUGGCUGCCGGCACCGCUGCUGCCCAGGCAGGAACAACGCCUGCUGGGCCACCGGUGCACGCCGCACUCGCUGCUAUUGCGAUUCGUACUGUGAGAGGACGGGUGACUGCUGCCAGGACUACCAGGCUGCGUGCCGCCGUGCCGCAGUGGGCUGUGCAGUGGGGCCGUGGGGGCCCUGGAGCAGCUGCAGCUCCCCAUGCGGGGUGGGCAGCAAAGACCGCAGCCGCCAGGUCACCGUGCCCCCCCGGCACGGCGGGGAGCCCUGCCCCGACCUCAAGCAGCGCCGUGGGUGCCUGGGGGAUGACCCGGCCUGUGGGGCUGCCAAAGGGGUGGCCAAACUGCUCCCCGAUUCCUUCAGCCCAGACAUCAGGGAUCCCUGGCGCAGAACUGGGAUGCAGCAGUCGGAGGAGUCAUCCAGCUCCCACCUCCCCAUCUCCUGCAGCUUUUUCCGCCUGACUCAGGUGGCAGCUGCCUGUCGUGGGCAGCCCUGGAGCCGCCGGCUACAGCGGGACAAACGGGUGUGCGUCGAGUGCUGGGGGGACAAAGCCCAUGGACAUCCCCAGUGUGAUGGAUACGGGGUGCAAGGAGCCAGGACGUUUUGGGUGGCCACCUCCAUAGCAGGGUGCCAGGGCUCGUGGGUGCAGGAGGCUCUGCAGAAGAGCUGCACCUGUCCCCCCCCAGCAUUCAUCUUUGUGUAGGUGAGCAGAGCCCAACUCCUCUAAGGGCAUCUCGGCUGCUUGGUGUGGUGUGAGGAGCGCAAUUAAAGCUGGCACGGAAAGCAAGGCAUGGCUAUGGCAAUGCUGUUCAGGGCUGAGUGCACUCAGGUUGGGUAUUAAGAAAAAUUCUUCUCUGAAAGAGCAGCAAAGCAUUGGAACAGGCAGGGAAGUGGUGGUGUCACCAUCCAUGGAGGUGUGACGCUUUGGGAUGGUUUAUUGGGCAUGGUAGCAAUGGGUCAAUGGUUGGAUUCAAUGAUAACAGAGGUCUUCUCCAACCUUAACCAUUUUAUCAUCAUAU
Messenger RNA from Phasianus colchicus (ring-necked pheasant), 3068 nucleotides. RefSeq names its product somatomedin-B and thrombospondin type-1 domain-containing protein-like. The record is from RefSeq and is a predicted model, not a curated record. Lineage: Eukaryota; Metazoa; Chordata; Aves; Galliformes; Phasianidae.